AUGGGACGCAAAUCCAAGCAGCUCCACAAUGAGACCUAUCAAAAUAUCGGCGCUCUAUUCCGAGCAACGCCGCAGCCGCGGCCUGCCAAGAUGGCGCCCGCGCGGGAAGCCUCUGAACACUCCUUAGAUGACAGCAUGUUGGAGGCCGCGGAAGCAUCGACAAAGAGAGGGAGCACUAGAAGCGAGAGUACUCCACCUCCUGAACAAAUGCCUGCGAGCAAAGCAGACAUCAUCUAUCUGCUCAAAGAGCUUAAAGCUCAAUCUGCAGCAGACAUGGCCCUAAUCAGGGAAGAUUUGGGCACCAUGACAGCCCGCAUACAGGCUGUGGAAGUAAAUGAAGCUGCUACAACACCCAAAAUUGAAACCCUGCAAAGGGAAAUGGCCCAAAUGAAGCAAACCAGCACUAUAUUGGAAAAUAAAGUGGCGGCACUGGAAGAUGCAAAACGCCAGCGAAACCUCAGGAUAAGAGGGAUACCAGAGGCUGUGCAGGACCCUGAUGUCACACACUACUUACGCAGAUUACUAGCCUCCCUGCUACUACCAGCUAAUGCAAAAUCCAUCUUGCUGGAGUUUCACUUUCGCAUUCCUAAACCUCCAAGAGCCCCAGCUGACGUCCCACAGGACCUACUUAUCUGCUUUCAAUCGCUCCGUGGCAAGCUACUAGUACAAGAAGCCACCCGAGAAACCAACACAUAUGAGUUUGAAGGCUCUGAGCUGUCCUUCUAUAAUGACCUCUCCAGGGCAACAGUCACAUGGCGACACUCCAUGAAAGAAGUCACCCAACUGCUGAGAACCAAGGGGAUACAAUACAGAUGGGGACCAGGGUGCAGACUCUCUGUCAGCAAUGAAGGCAAAAGAGUGCACGUCACUCAAGCAAGUGACUCUGUAGCAUUCCUGCAGGCCUUGGGAAUAUCCCAGGAGGCCACUACAAGCACUACCUCUGCAGCAAUGACACCAGCGACUACCUCCAAGAUAUGGGACGUUAAGAGAAUUCAACCCUUUUUCCCAAGAACGAGCGGUGUUACAGGCACUCCUCAGCCGAAAACCUGA
Molecule: messenger RNA, 1050 nt
Organism: Pelobates cultripes (western spadefoot toad)
Lineage: Eukaryota; Metazoa; Chordata; Amphibia; Anura; Pelobatidae
Source: the annotation of a GenBank genome assembly